Molecule: messenger RNA, 1720 nt
Organism: Sander lucioperca (pikeperch)
Lineage: Eukaryota; Metazoa; Chordata; Actinopteri; Perciformes; Percidae
Product: matrix remodeling-associated protein 8-like
Exons: 12
Coding region: 234-1538 (434 amino acids)
Biological process (GO): establishment of glial blood-brain barrier; cell adhesion
Cellular component (GO): cell surface; membrane
Source: RefSeq, a predicted model, not a curated record
CAUGUUUCAUUUCCCGGGUGGGAUUAGUUCACUUCGGUCCUGUUUUGGUUCUGUGUUGAAGCCCUAACGUGGCGCUGCCUGUUAGUUCUUCAAACUCUGAAAUUUCACCGAAUCAAGUCCUGCUGUUGCUGUUGCUGUUGCGGAGGAUAUAUAAUUCAGGUUUUCUUACCCUUAGGACCAUCUGCCAGGUGCACAGCCUCCGUCCGUACCAUUACCAUACCAUUAUUGUCAACAUGAAGUCAGAGAGGGAGGACAUCAUUUUUCAGGCUCUCCUCUUAAUCCACAUCCCUGUGGCCUGCCUCUUCACUGCAGUUUCAGGUCAGUCUGACAGCAGCAGCAGUGUGGUGGUUGCAGGCUAUAAUGUGAGCGCCCCCGCUGGUUCAAGGGUGGUGCUGCAGUGUGUGAGCGGCCGUAUGGUGUGGACCAGGGACACGGUGAGGGACAGGCAGAGGGUGGUCCACUGGGACAUGUACCGGGCCCGUCCAGACUACGCCAUGGAGAGGGUGCUGGACAUGUUCUCCGCAGGGGACCAGAGGAUCUACAACUCCUACAACCUGGGCAGGGUCGGCCUCAGCCCAACAGCCUUCAGGGAUGGAAACUUCUCCCUGGUCAUCAAAGACGUGACGAUGAAUGACAGAGGUCUGUACUCUUGUAACCUCCACCAUCUCUACUGCCACCUGUACGAGACAGUCAGAGUGCAGCUCAAUGUCACUAAAUCGCGUCGUAAAGAGCAGCGCUUCUGGGAUGGACAAAAGGCAGUGUACGUGGUGUUGCUUGGUAGUACCGUGGUGUUGCCGUGCAUCAAUCGACGUAGCGUGUGGACAGACUGGAGCAACGAGGAGGAGGACCAGCAGGUGGUCCACUGGGACCGUCAGUCCCCAGGAGUCCGCCACGACCGCGCUGACCGGCUGGUGGACCUGUACGCCUCUGGGGAGCAGCGUAGCUACGGACCGCUGUUCCUACAGAGGAAGAUGAACAUCAGCAAUCAAGCCUUCUCAGAGGGAGACUUUUCACUUUCCAUAUCUGAUCUGCAGCCCUCAGACAAGGGAAUGUAUUCCUGCCACCUCCACCACCAUUACUGUGGUCUGCAUGAAAGAAGAGAGUUUCAGGUCACAGUGGAAGCACCAGUGAUUCAGACCACCCUGCCAGCCAAAGCACUACCCAGUGAAGACAAAGACACCACUAAGGUUGAAUCACCGCGAGUCAUCAAUGUCAUUCUGCCCGACCAGAGACACCACUUUCUCCUGCCGCUGGGCUACGUUCUCACCUCCUUCCUGCUCCUGGCAUUCAUUAUCCUCAUCAUCAUCCUCAUCACAUGCAGACGUAGACCCAAAGAGUUUUAUCCGCAGACAUCCAUGAGGUCCAGCAGAAGUCACAGCAGCUCAGAAGAGUUUGAGAUGGACGUUACUGAAGUGAAUGUGUGCAGUCGGGAGGAGAGAUUUGACUACAAGAACAACCUGCUAAGAGAGAAGGUCCACAUGAACACUCAGCCUAAAGUCAUUGAUCUUGACAAAGAAAUGCAGAAAUUUUCCAAGUGAGGAAAAGACAAAUAAAAAGUGAAACUGGAGUCACUGGCUGGUCCAGAGGCUGCGCUCCAAACUAAACACCUCCACACUGCCUUCUGUCCAGGCAGGAGAGAAAGCAAGGGAGAAAAUGUUGUGAAAUGCAGAAAACCAUUAACAAAAAAAAACAGCUCACAUUGAGGCCUUGUGUUUAUAAA